Molecule: messenger RNA, 2052 nt
Organism: Kogia breviceps (pygmy sperm whale)
Lineage: Eukaryota; Metazoa; Chordata; Mammalia; Artiodactyla; Physeteridae
Gene: ZWILCH
Product: zwilch kinetochore protein
Biological process (GO): protein localization to kinetochore; mitotic spindle assembly checkpoint signaling
Cellular component (GO): RZZ complex
Source: RefSeq, a predicted model, not a curated record
GUGUGUUCUCCCCCUCAACAGUUACGACUUAUUUUAACUUUUUCUUACGGGAGUGGAAAACUAUUGGGAAGGGAAAACAGCUGUGUGCUAUAAAACGAAAGUUUAACUUUGGGGACAAACGGGACCUGUUGCGGGGGUGGGGGGGGUAAAAGUAGUCCCGGCGGGGGGGUGGUCAUAACCCCGGAAGUCAACGUCUGGCGCGCAUUUCAGUUUGGCGGUUUCGGAUCUGCAGUCAAACCGGGGCGGGAUGUGGUCGCCAACCAACCGAGCUUCUGAGGAGUUUUACGCUCGUCUCCUUAAGGAAUUUGAUGAAGAAAAGAAAGGAAUCUGUAAAGAUCCAUUUAUCUAUGAGGCUGAUGUUCAAGUGCAGUUGAUCAGCAAAGGCCAACCAAACCCUUUGAAAAAUAUUCUAAAUGAAAAUGACACAGUAUUCAUCGUGGAAAAAGUGCCUUUAGAAAAGGAAGAAACAAGUCAUGUUGAAGAACUACAAUCUGAAGAAACUGCUAUUUCUGAUUUCUCUACUGGUGAAAAUGUUGGACCACUUGCUUUACCAGUUGGGAGAGCCAGGCAGUUAAUUGGACUUUACACCAUGGCUCACAAUCCUAAUAUGACCCAUUUGAAGAUUAAUCGGCCAGUUACUGCCCUUCCUCCCCUUUGGGUAAGGUGUGAUGGUUCAGAUCCUGAAGGUACCUGUUGGCUGGGAGCUGAGCUUAUCAUAACCAAUAACAUCAUCACAGGAAUUGUCUUGUGCAUGGUCACCUGUAAAGCUGAUAAAAAUUAUUCUGUAAAUCUUGAAGACCUCAAAAAUUCACACAAGAAAAGACAUCACUUGUCUACUUUAACAGCCAGUGGCUUUGCCCAGUAUGAGCUCUUUAAGUCCACUGCCUUGGAUGAUACAGUUGCUGCCUCGCAAACUACGAUCACUUUGGAUAUUUCCUGGAGUCCUGUGGAUGAGAUUCUUCAAAUCCCUCCACUCUCUUCAACUGCAACUCUGAAUAUUAAGGUGGAAUUGGGAGAGCCCAGAGGUCCUCUGAAUCAUCUUCACAGACAACUGAAAUUUUUCCUUGUUUUAGCUGAUGGUUUGAGGACUGGUGUAACUGAAUGGCCUGAGUCUCUGGAAGCAAAAUCUGCUGUUGAACUUGUGCAGGAAUUUCUGAAUGACUUAAAUAAGCUGGAUGAAUUUGGUGAUUCUACGAAAAAAACCACAGAGACAGUGAAACAUGACUCUGCUGCAGUUGAUCAGUCCAUGGAGUGUCUUCUCACAGUACGGGGUGAUUUCGAUUUUGCUGAGCAGCUGUGGUGCAAAAUGAGUAGUAGUGUGAUUUCUUAUCAAGACUUGGUGAAGUGUUUCACGUUGAUCAUCCAGAGUCUACAGCGUGGUGAUAUACAGCCAUGGCUUCAUAGUGGGAGUAACAGUUUACUAAGUAAGCUCAUUCAUCAGUCUUACCAUGGAACCAUGGACACGGUUUCUCUCAGUGGGAUUGUUCCAGUUCAGAUGCUUUUGGAAAUUGGUUUGGAUAAACUGAAGAAAGAUUAUAUCUGUUUUUUCAUAGGCCAAGAACUUGCAUCUUUGAAUCAUUUGGAAUAUUUCAUUUCUCCAUCAGUAGAUACACAAGAGCAGGUUCAUCGUGUUCAAAAACUCCACCAUAUUCUCGAAAUAGUAGUCAGUUGCAUGCUUUUCAUUAAACCUCAACAUGAACUCCUCUUUUCUUUAACACAAUCCUGCAUAAAAUUUUAUGAACAAAAUCCUCUUGAUGAGCAACACAUUUUUCAGCUGCCAGUUAGACCAACUGCUAUAAAAGACUUAUAUCAAAAUGAGAAGCCACAGAAAUGGAGAGUGGAAAUAAACAGUGGUCAAAAGAAGGUGAAAACAGUUUGGCAACUGAGUGACAGCCCACCUGUAGAUCAUCUGAAUUUUCACAAACCUGGUAGAGAUGAUUUUUCUGAAUUAACAUUAAACGGUAGCCUGGAAGAAAGGAUAUCCUUUACUAACAUGGUUACCUGCAGCCAGGUGCAUUUCAAGUGAAGUGUGCUGAUGGGGCCCUCUGUAAG